AUGAUGAUGACGUGCCGUCUGCUGUGCGCUCUGUUGGUGCUUGCCCUGUGCUACUGCCCAUCCGUGUGCGUGGCAGACGCUCAGCCUGGACCUCAAGCCGCUCCCCUUUCACCGCCCCCUCCACCACAGCCACCAACCCCGACGGCCGGUCAGUCAGAGUUGUCAGGUUCGGGCCCUGAAACAGGAGGAAUACCAGGGAACGGUCAGGCUGCUAAAAAUUCAGGCACUGAGCCGACUGCGGAAACAAUUGAGGCAGAAGCGCCACGUUCAACCGAUCCGGGACCAAAAGUAAAUAACGUGUCAAAUACAUCACUGACAGAGGUUACGAUCGGCAAUAAAGGAUCAGAAAUUGGUACCGGUACAUCUACGGACAAAGACGUUAAUAAAGCCGAAGCUUCUUUUGAGACGACCACAACGACGACCACCACAACCACGACGACCACCACUACAACACAGGCACCAACCACCACGACCACCACUACAACAGAGGCACCAAGUACUACGACUACAGAGGCGCCAGCUGUGUCGACCACCCGCGCACCGUCACGUCUUCGCGAAAUCGACGGCAGCCUCGGCAGCUCUGCGUGGGUGUGUGCCCCGCUGGUGCUCGCCGCAUCCGCGCUGGCGUACACCACUGUGGGCUGA
Trypanosoma cruzi is the source of this 645-nucleotide messenger RNA. Its product is annotated as mucin TcMUCII, putative. NCBI's taxonomy places the organism in Eukaryota, Euglenozoa, Kinetoplastea, Trypanosomatida, Trypanosomatidae. The record is from RefSeq and is a predicted model, not a curated record. The transcript has a single exon. Bases 1 to 645 code for a protein of 214 amino acids.